AUGAGUAGUGAUAGUGAACAUGAAGAGCUUCUUAUAGCGACUCGGUCGCGAAGGGCUAAUGCAGGUAAUAAGAUGCAGAAACUAUUGCAAAUGGAGUUAGAAGAAGCACAGAAGCGUACCGGGGCAUUAGAUGAUGACGAAAUCAACCUAUUAUUUCAGGAAGAUGAAGAAGAUGAAGAAUUUACUCUGGGUUCUAAAAAGCGGGAGGAAGAUGAAGAUAUGUUUAGUGAUUCUGGAGACGAAUCAUCGGGAGCCAGUGAUGCAGAAGCGGGAGAACACGAACUUCAAAGACAAGAACGCCAAAAGCGCAAGCUGAGUCAAAAGAAGAAAAACCAUGUACCCGUUAUUAAGAGAGCAAAAACAACCGGAACCCAGAAAACGUAUAAAUCUCCGAGCGAUGAGAUUAAUGCAGAGAGUUUGUUAGCUGUGUCUCGUCGUACUUCGAAGAGAAGUGCUGUUGUGGCGAAUAAGUUAAAGGUUUAUGAGAGCCUCACCAAAGCUGAAAAACGCCGUAAAUUAAUCCAGGAAAAGCUUAGAAAGCAGAGAGAAAAACAGAACAUCAGACCUUUGACACAAGAAGAAAGACUCAAAAUUGCUGAAGAAACAGAAAAGUUCAAUAUCUCAUCUUUAAACAAGUAUAAAGAACAAGAGAUAUCUAAAAAACAAACUAGAAUGGCUAUGCAAUUGAGGGAAAAAAUGAAAUUCAAAGAUGGAGAAAAAAUUAUACGAUGGAUUUCAACACAAUGGGAGGUCUCACCUUUGGUUGAGAUCGAAGAUAGAGUCUACUGGGAGCAAUACACUGCAAAGAGAGAUAAAACCAAAAAGAAAUAUGUCAGGAGGAAAAAGGCCCAAAUCGAAGCGGAUAAAUCGAGAGAGUCGAGUACAUCAAAAGAAGGGACACCAAUUAAACAAGAAGAAGACCAAACUUCGGAAAAUACAGUUCAAGAGUCUCUAGAAAAUAAUGAUGAACAGGUAAACGUGACUGAUACACAGACUGUCACAAAUGAUUCUAUUAAAAAUACUUCGGCCGGCGAAAGUGAUAACAAUGAUAAACCCGAAGAUAUUCCGUCCUUUAAUCCAACAACUAAAGCGGAAGUCGUGGAAGUUGAAGAAAAGAAGUCAAUUAACCCAGCAUAUGUUCACACUGAAGAGUCGUCUACCGUGGACAAUAGUAAUAUAAUACCAAAUUCUUCGGAUUCCAAUGAAAUGAAAAAUGAUAAAACUGAAGUAGCUGCUGAAGAGUUACUUGAAGAUCAGAGUAAGUCAUUACCGGAAGACUCGUAUACGGAACUUCCUAAAAAAGAAAAUGAAACAGAAAUAUCCUUUUCUACUAAACCAGAUCCCCUAAAAGAAGCCAGAAUGAAUGACAUGAACUCAAGUAAUACUUCGGAAAGUAUUAAACAUAUAUCUUUUGCUGAGGAAGAUCAAAUUUCUGUGAUAAAUUCCGAAGAUCCUCCUAUACUUGUGCAAACAUCUACGGAGGUUUUUGACAAAUCUGAAACCAGCUCAAGUGUUGAACAAAAUAUUUUAGAAGAAGAAAAUAACGAACCUGAAAUUAAGUAUGAAGGGCCUGUUCAGAGGGUAGGUAAAAACUUUCUAAUACUCUAUACCUUUCCGGAUGGUCCAUUCACACCCUACCCCAAGGAUUUCAAGAAAGUCAUUCUAGGGGAUGACUGGUUGUUGCCUUCAAAAGCAAGACCAGAUGAAGUUAAAACAAUCACCAAGAUCACAAUUGCUGAAGAACAAGAGCCUUUACAAUGCAUCUUAACUCCUGAUACUUCCAUAUUGGACAAAUUCCCACGUUUUGGUGAGUUUGAUAAGAAAACGCUAAGAACGGUGAAAAUGGAUACAACAAAGAAAGAUAAGAUUGAAAUUAAAACAGAAGCACCUACUGGUGUGUUCUUACCAAACGGAAUUAGAAAAAACUGUCUAAUCACUAACAAAGAGUGCAAAUAUUUCGAUCCAAAGAAUGGUGUUCCAUAUUCUGACGUCGAAGCUAUCAAAACUAUUCAACAAUUACAAGAGUAUUAUGAUGAGGAAGGAGAAGCUUUAAAUCCAAGAUUCAAAUGGUUCGGAUUUGGAAGGGGUGGUAUCUUUCUAGAUGUCUUACAAAGACCAGCUAAGGGUGUCCCGGAGGGCUUUAUAUAA
Messenger RNA from Kluyveromyces marxianus DMKU3-1042, 2148 nucleotides. RefSeq names its product Vps72p (gene VPS72). Lineage: Eukaryota; Fungi; Ascomycota; Saccharomycetes; Saccharomycetales; Saccharomycetaceae. Gene Ontology annotation, cellular component: nucleus. The transcript has a single exon. Gene Ontology annotation, molecular function: ATP-dependent H2AZ histone chaperone activity. The record is from RefSeq and is a predicted model, not a curated record. Gene Ontology annotation, biological process: regulation of DNA-templated transcription; chromatin remodeling. Bases 1 to 2148 code for a protein of 715 amino acids.